Messenger RNA from Gracilinanus agilis (Agile Gracile Mouse Opossum), 894 nucleotides. RefSeq names its product putative zinc finger protein 876. Gene Ontology annotation, molecular function: RNA polymerase II cis-regulatory region sequence-specific DNA binding; DNA-binding transcription factor activity, RNA polymerase II-specific. The transcript has 5 exons. Gene Ontology annotation, cellular component: nucleus. NCBI's taxonomy places the organism in Eukaryota, Metazoa, Chordata, Mammalia, Didelphimorphia, Didelphidae. Bases 1 to 879 code for a protein of 292 amino acids. The record is from RefSeq and is a predicted model, not a curated record. Gene Ontology annotation, biological process: central nervous system development; regulation of transcription by RNA polymerase II.
AUGUCUUGGAACUUCCCACCCCCAGGAACCAUGAUGCCCCACACCCUUGGGGAUAUCCAGUCAUCUGGACACAAAUGGGAUGGCAACAAGUUUAGGGAAUCAGUAACAUUCCAGGAUGUGGCUGUGGACUUCACCUUGGAGGAGUGGCACCACCUGGGCCCUGCUGAGAGGGAGCUGUACCGGGAGGUGAUGCUGGAGAACUAUGAGAACCUGGUCUGCCUGGGGCUCGUGAUUUCCAAACCAGAUGUGAUCAGCCAGUUGGAACAAGGCCAAGAACCCUGGAACCUCAAAGAAGAAGUCCUGAGUGACAGCGAUGCAGUACAACUUACUCAGCAUCAAAGGAUUCAUACUGGAGAGAAACCUUAUGAAUGUAAAGAAUGUGGGAAGACCUUCUACCAGAAAACAGUACUUACUCGACAUCAGAGGAUUCACUCUGGAGAGAAAAAUCAUGAGUGUAGUGAAUGUGGGAAGGUGUUCUGGGAUAGUGGACAACUAACUCAACACCAGAGAGUUCACAGUGGAGAGAAACCUUAUAGAUGUAAUGAAUGUGGAAAGGCCUUUCACCGGGGCACACAUCUUACUCAACACCAGAGAGUACACACUGGAGAGAAACCUUAUAAAUGUAAGGAAUGUGGGAAGGCCUUCUCCCAGAGCACACAACUCAUUCAACAUCAAAGGAUUCAUACUGGAGAGAAACCUUAUAAAUGUAAUGAAUGUGGGAAGGCUUUUCGCCAGAGUCCACAUCUUAUUCAACAUCAGAGAGUUCAUACUAGAGAGAAACCUCAUAAAUGUAAUGAAUGUGGGAAGGCUUUCUGUCGGAAAAAGGAGCUUACUCGCCAUGAAACUAUUCACAAUGCCAAUAAAAUCAUAUCGGUAUAAAUCUGUAUGAAGUUA